Cynoglossus semilaevis (tongue sole) is the source of this 2532-nucleotide messenger RNA. RefSeq names its product MOB kinase activator 2. The record is from RefSeq and is a predicted model, not a curated record. Bases 334 to 1023 code for a protein of 229 amino acids. Lineage: Eukaryota; Metazoa; Chordata; Actinopteri; Pleuronectiformes; Cynoglossidae. The transcript is spliced from 5 exons.
UGGCUUGUUGAUAAACCUGCCUGUCUGCUUCGAGUUGGAGAGGAGGAGCCAGUGGUUUGUGGAGUCCGGACAAAAGAGACGUGAUACUGGAUCACUGGAGCUAAAAGCAGACAGACAGCUGGAGGGCUUAACUUUUAGCAUAAGGCACAGUUUUUCAACCUCGGCACUGCAUUUGUGUGUAUUCGGGCAUUCGGAAAGGUUCGGGAUGCGUUUGUGAGCACUUUGGAGAUGAGUGUAUAACCGGAGACAAGUUUUUGGACACACAAGGGUGUGGGUGUGUUUGUGUGUGUAGUAAGUAUGUUGGGGAUGGAAAAGUGGGGCUAACUGUAUGCCAUGGGGGGUUGUCAGAGUUACCCCUCAACUACAGAGGCAGAUAACAAGACUCUUCCAUCGUCUGACGUCAGCAGCGAAAGACUGGGCAUCAAUAAUAAUCUGGAGGAGCGUCCGUAUCUGCAAGAACAGUAUGUGUGCCAAAAAAUCACAGAGACAGACAUUUUGGCUCUCACAGCCCUGCCGCCAGGGGUGGACAAAGCAGAAUGGCUUGCCAGCAACACGGUGACUUUUUUCAAGCACGUAAACCUGUUCUCCAGUGCACUGUGUGAGUUCUGCACUCCCACCACCUGUCCAACUGCACAUGGACCUGGAAACAUGACUUAUGUCUGGACUGAUGAUCACGGCAGGAAGCUAAAGUGCUCCGCUCCUCUUUACUUCGACUACGCAAUGUCUUACAUUCAGGACCUGCUCACUGAUGAAGAUGUCUUUCCCACAAAAGCGGGGUCAGUGUUUCCGACAGGCUUUGUCUUCUUGGUUCAGAAAGUGUUUUUACUGUUGUUCAGGACCCUGGCUCACAUUUACUGGUCUCACUACAGAGAGAUCAUUGCUUUGGGUCUGUCAGCACACCUCAACACACUCUUCACCCACCUCACAUUCUUUUGCCAAAAACAUGCACUGCUGGAGCCUGAAGACACGGAGCCACUGCAGGACCUUAUCACAGCUUUGGAGCCACCUGAUUUUCCUGCAUAGCUUUUUUUUUUUUAAACUAGACUUACAUCCUUGACAUCUCUUUUGGGAAAAGAAAGUCUUGCUAUACUAUAUACUAUGAGCAGCGUAGCAGUGUGGUCUGUACUUUUAUACUGUGCUUUUUCUAGUCCUGAUCACCAUUCAAAGCGCAUUACACCACAGGUUUUGCUAUCUACCUGGAUAUAUUCUAUAAAACUUAAAUUUUUUUUGCUUUAAUGUUGCAUAUAAGUGCAUUUUACAGUGUUUUUUUUUUUAAUUAUUAUAUUUUAUAAAUUCAGGAUUUAAGAUGUUAUUUAAGUCUUCUUAGUAGAAAUAAAAAAAGAUCCUCUGGUUUGCUUUUUAAAAAGACAAUCUACGCUUACUAUGAACCGAGUGUGCCACAGAUUCUUUUGCGUUAAUAGUCACACGCGACAGUGUAAAGACGAUCACGAUGAUGUCACCGCAUUUGAAGUUUGAAGGUUAAAUCUUCUUACUGUACGUUAUGUAUAAUUCUGCGGCUUAUAAUAAACUUUAUACUCAUUUCUGAAUGUUGAAGAUUUUAAAAUACUGUAUUUUCCGGACUAUAAGUCGCAAUUUUUUCGUCCUUUUGGCUGGGUUUGUGACUCAUACUCUGGUGCGACUUAUAUAUUGAAAUAUAUCAUUUCACGUUUGACCACUGAAAAUUUACAUUUUUGUUAUUUUAACACUGACAGCCACCAGAGGGCGCUCCGGAGCGACUUAAAUAUGUUUUUUUUUUUUUUGUUCUAUGUUAUGCAUUUUUUGGGUAUUGCAACAUAUACUCGUGAUUGACUUAUAUUCUGGGAAAUACGCUAAAUUACAUUCUACUGUAAAAAUGUAUUUGAGAAAGCCUGCAUUGAUGUAAACAAAUUCUGCUUUCUUGGUGUUUUACUAUUCAAUUUCCUGUUAUUUUUACCUAAAGAAAGUGUCUCAAUCCGCAUGGUUGGGGUUUAACACCUCAGGGUUUCAGUUAGGGUUGUCCAAUAUUUGCCGAUAUCCGCUAAUGCCGUUGAUGUCCAAACACUUCAUUUCCGAUUUCGAUAUCAACCGAUACAGAUAUAUGUAGUCGUUUGCCCUCAAAACUGUGGUAAACAUCUCAGGACUCCACAAGCAAUUCCAGCAUAUUUGGCAAAACCCCGGCAUUGCAUUAUCAGGUUUUCGUUAUCGGAGGAAAAACUGAAAUUUAUGCUAAUAUCGGGCUAAUAAUAUCAUAUAUAAUAUGUGAGAAUUCUCAGGACAGAUCUGAGGUCUUUAUCAUUAUAUAUACUGGGAUCCGUGACCAGAUUUGUGGAAAUUUGUUUUAUUGCACACCUACUUACACAUAGAUAGAUAUUAACAUCCACUUUAUUUUAUUUUAUUUUUUUGUUUUGAUUAGUGAAGAAUAAAACACACACAGAUUAAAGGACUUGAACGUUUUCCUUUUCAGAUGGUUUUGGUUCCAAAUUUUGUGUCUGUACAUUACAACACGUUAAUCCAUUUUUGUUGCUCAUUAAAACUUUUUUUUUUUUUAAUGAU